Molecule: messenger RNA, 3125 nt
Organism: Dromaius novaehollandiae (emu)
Lineage: Eukaryota; Metazoa; Chordata; Aves; Casuariiformes; Dromaiidae
Gene: HJV
Product: hemojuvelin BMP co-receptor
Exons: 4
Coding region: 185-1402 (405 amino acids)
Biological process (GO): BMP signaling pathway
Cellular component (GO): plasma membrane
Molecular function (GO): coreceptor activity
Source: RefSeq, a predicted model, not a curated record
UCCCUGGCUGUCACCAGGGGUAGAGCCAGGUGACAAGGACAAGCCAGCCCGGGUGUCCCCCAGGGGAAGAGUCCCCACGCCAGGAGCCAGGUCAUCUCCGGAGGAGGCCGACACAGGUGACCUGCUGAAUGAAGCAGAGACGAGCCAGCGGGUGAGCAGCUCCCCCAGCUCUGGAUGGAUUGGAAUGGGGAAAUCUGCCGGCAGUGAGAGCCUGGGGCAGCUGGAAACCCCCUGCUUCUUCCUGAGAGCACUCUUCCUCCUCCUCCUCUUCUGCCAGCAUGUUUCUUCCCAGUGCAAGAUCCUGCGCUGCAACUCCGAGUACGUGGCUGCCACGCUCAACCUGCGCGGCUCCAGCAGGAACGCGGCGUUCUGCAGCGCCCUCCGCUCCUACUCCCACUGCACCCGCAAGACGGCCCGCACUUGCCGGGGCGACCUGGCCUACCACUCUGCCGUCCACGGCAUCGAGGACCUCAUGAUCCAGAACAACUGCUCCAAGGAAGGUCCCGUCUCACCACCCCGGCCCCGGCCACCGGCCCCCAACCACCAGGGCUUCGAGUCGCUGGAUAUCUGCAACUACGAGAAGAGCUUCCUCUACAAGCACGGCCAGCCCCCCGGCUACCAGCACUGCGCGGCCUUCGGGGACCCCCACAUCCGCACUUUCCAUGACGACUUCCACACUUGCAGGGUGGAGGGCUCCUGGCCUCUCUUGGACAACGACUACUUGUUUGUGCAAGCAACCAGCUCACCGGUGGCCAAGGGGUCCAACGCGACGGUUACUAGCAAGCUCACCAUCAUAUUCAAGAACAUGAAGGAAUGCAUCGACCAGAAGGUCUACCAGGCCGAGAUAGACAACCUUCCCGCUGCCUUCGAGGACGGCUCGGUGAACGGUGGCGAGAGGCCGGGGGGAAGCAGCUUGGCCAUCCGGGAACACGCGCCCGGGCGGCACGUGGAGAUCCGGGCCGAGUACAUCGGCACCACCAUUGCCAUCCGCCAGGCUGGGCGGCAGCUCUCCUUCUCCAUCCGGGCAGCCGAAGAGGUGGCACGCUCCUUCACGGAGGAGCAAGACCUGCAGCUCUGCGUGGGCGGCUGCCCCCGCAGCCAGCGCAUCUCCCGCCGCGAGUGCUGCCAGGGCCGGAUGGCAGCCGAGGCAGCCCGCGCGCUCUGCAAGGAGAUGCUGCCCGUGGAGGACGUCUACUUCCAGUCGUGCGUCUUCGAUGUGGUAACCUCAGGGGACGCCAACUUCACCAUGGCGGCUCACGGGGCCCUGGAGGAUGCCCGUGUCUUCCUUCCCAAUGCUGAGAAACUGCACAUUUUCCAGGCUGGGACAGGCUGCUGGCACACCUCUUCCUCUUUACUCCUCCUCCUCACCUCUAGCCUUUGGGCUACUCAGUUGCACUUUUAACUCCUGCUGGCUGGCACUCACUGGCAUGACAUAUGGCGCAGGGGACACAUCCAAGGGACCGUCCAAAGGGGUAACACGAGAACUGCUGACUCAAGAAUCGCACCUUGUAGAUCAAGAAAGACGUCUUAGCUAGGAUCGAGUAUCUGCAGCAUCGUGGAAUUGGAGAGCCAGGUCUUGGGAGGGGGGAGCACAGGAGAUGAAGGACGGUGAAAUACCUGUUCGCACCUACUGUUCUCACCGGUGUGGAGGCCAGCAUCGAUCCAGGCUCCUUCCUCUCCCACAAGGCCAUUCAGUUUUGUAUUUUGGAUUCUGAUGCGUUUUUUUUCCCUAAAGAUCGGGACAUUGCAAGCCGUAUCAAAGAAAAAGAAACACACGGGGGUUGAACGCCUGCUCACUUGUGCUGUCCUUGGUAUUAUUCUUUUGAUCCCACCACUUGGAAGAGGUAUUUGGAGAACCUCCCUGCCCCAAGCCUUUGCGUGCUCCUAACAGGCACAAAUUGGUACCUUACAAGACACUGGUCCUUUCAGUACGCGUGCUUUACACAUUUAUUCCAGUGUUACUACAGCGGACUUUUGCUAAGGAACCUUACAGAUUUAGAAAGAAUGGUCUCAGAGCCCAGAUCCCAAUUUUUAGCAGUCAGAAAACAUUGUUUUAUGGAUUUGGGGCUCCUUGACCUACCUGCUACUGAAGUCAUGUUAGAGCAAAGCCAGGUCAUUGGAGUGACAUGACCAAGGUCUGAGAUUUCCUUUACCACAAGAGCUAGAAAUCAAACAUUUUAUACUAUAUUCUCCUUUCUCCGGAGUAGUAAUUGAUGGUUAGUAACUCUGGAUCAGUGCUAAUUUCUAGCCCUCUGGUACUGCAAAACAUCAGGUCUCUGAAAUUUCAUCUACUGUUGCUAUUUUUCUUUGUUGUUGUCUUGGCACCUGUCUAGGACUCAAUAUAGCAAGUUCUGGACUUUGGACCAGUGUUGAGUUUCAGGGAGGUGGGAGAGAGAAAAUGACCCAGCAUUCCUCUCCCUUGGGCCCAACUUUCUCUGGUGCUGUCACAACCCAGGUCCAAUGCAACCAAGACUGUUGGUAUGGCUUGAAAAAGCGAAUUAACAGCAAAGAUGCUGAACUGGCAAAAAGCGAUUUGGCUGUGUCGAUGGGGAGGUGAACUAUUAGAGGAUGUACAUAAAUAUUGAGGUGAGGCCAAAGUAGAUGUUUAAUAUAUUUAAGAGGUUUUAAGAAAAGUGGAUAGAGUUCUAUUUGUUAACAAAUAUUUUUCAUAUGCAAAGACUUUUUUUUUUUAAUAAAGAGGGCUCACAUCAAAACCUUUGCUAUCCUUGUCCCAGGGGAGCCUAAGAGGAGCCCUGCAAGGCUCCAGCCUUGCAGAGGGUGCUCUAGGGGAGAAGUAAGCUGAAGGAUCUGGGCAUGCUGCGUUGUGAAAGAGUAUUGCAAAUCAUCCAGGUAGGGAGGAGCGGUCAAAUAGUAAAGCAAGAUUUUACAGCUUCUCAGUAUCCCUGCAGUUUCUUUGGUCACUUUUUUUUCUCUGGCUCAUCUGGACAAGUCCUGGACAAAGAGGGAAUAGGGAGAAGUUUCUCAGCUUUAUCAGCAUAUUCCCUCCUCCAACGUACACUCAAAGCACACGGGAACUAGCGUGAGAGUUUCUCUGUUUCUUGUAUGGUGAUCUCACUAAUCCCUGAACGUUUUGACAUUAAAGGUGUCUAUUUUUGAAGUCCUCA